Messenger RNA from Amphibalanus amphitrite, 784 nucleotides. Its product is annotated as flexible cuticle protein 12-like. Gene Ontology annotation, cellular component: chitin-based extracellular matrix. Bases 254 to 634 code for a protein of 126 amino acids. Gene Ontology annotation, molecular function: structural constituent of chitin-based larval cuticle. The transcript has 4 exons. The record is from RefSeq and is a predicted model, not a curated record. Lineage: Eukaryota; Metazoa; Arthropoda; Thecostraca; Balanomorpha; Balanidae.
GCAGAGGACACACGCACACGGCGGCAUCAGGAACAGAGCGAGCCGGCGGGAGCUGAGGUUUGUGACACCGCAGUGCAGCUCGCAUGGCCGGCCUUCUCUCGGCUUCAUCUGAUACGCGGGACGUUAUCCGCUCUCGGGGACCGGAUUGCUGCCACUCACAGACCGGGGAGCCCUGCUGAGCUAUAUAAACUGGCGGCGUGCGCAGCCAGGCACAGUUGCCUUCGUGACCAAGGAUCAGCACCUCAACCUCAACAUGAAGCUGGCAAUCUUUGUGUGCCUAGUGGCGGCGGUGGCCGCUGCACCGCAGGACUAUUAUCAGCAGCAGCCAGAGAUCAGACUGCUGUCGUACCGGUUCAACUCGGACGACAAGGGCAACUACGAGUACGGCUACGAGCAGGACAACGGACAAAGGGUGGAGGAGGUCGGCAAGAGCAUCCCCGGCUACGAGCCGGAGACGGGCUCCAUCUCCAAGGUGGGCUCGUUCGAGUUCGUCUCGCCGGAGGGCCAGCAGUUCCGCGUGGACUACACGAGCGGCGAGGAGGGCUUCCUGCCGAGCGGCGCCCACCUGCCGGUGGCGCCUGCGCAGCUGCCCGAGUACCAGGCCCACCAGCAGCAGUUCCCGGAGCUGUACUGAGACGCCCGUUACACUGCCGGACCGCUCUGAACGUCUGACCCCAUCAACUGCCCCUGUGAUAACGGGCGCCGAUCUCAUGGUGCGCCGCCGACUAUCAUGUGUUUGCAAUCAAAGUGUCUGCUUUCAUGAAUAAACGACAACAUCAUGCUA